Metarhizium album ARSEF 1941 is the source of this 897-nucleotide messenger RNA. RefSeq lists its product as uncharacterized. The transcript has a single exon. Lineage: Eukaryota; Fungi; Ascomycota; Sordariomycetes; Hypocreales; Clavicipitaceae. The record is from RefSeq and is a predicted model, not a curated record. The coding region runs from base 1 to 897 and encodes 298 amino acids.
AUGUACUCGACACGUCUCUUCGGCGUGCUGCCACUGCUGGCCAUUGCCUUGGCCACUCCCGUCGACAAAAGGGAGCCGACGGACUUGCAGCUUCUCACGACAGACGUCACGCCGUCAUCGCCGUUGCUAGAACGCGCCGAUUCAUGCCAGGUGCUUGACAGUGUGCUGGACCGCAUUGGCACAAGCAGCGAGGUGGUUGUGUAUGCCAGCACGGGCGGACUCACAGCUCUGUAUGUGUGCAAACGUACCCGUGGCCAAAACUGCGAAGAGCUCGCUGGCGCCAUUGCCUCGGCCAUUGCUAGCAUCUUCCUCAUCCUCAAGCGCUCUGGUGCCAUCUCCGCGCGGGACGGGCAGGCGGUUGAGUCGCUGGUAGACUUCCUCGCUCGGGAGUUUGGCGAGGACGGCGCGACAUUCGACUCCAUCAAGGAUGCGACUCCGCAUGUGCUUGCGCGGUACGAGUCCGGAGAGCGCAGGCCCGUCGAGGUUGCUAGCAUCCAGGGGCUGUCGUCCGGGAACAACACCAUCAACAUGGACGUCUACGACUUCGGCAACGGCGACGGCCACAUCUACCUGCCCCAUGAUGUCCUGACCAAGCGCAGCGACGACUACGACGCGGCCUCUCGUUUUGAGAAGCGUGCUGGCGCACCGGGCUUCAAGGUCUCGUACACCACUCGCCUCAAGUCCAAGCUCACCAGAGCUCACCAGAUCAGCAUGUCUCAAAAGCUCGCCAGUUGGUGGGCUAAUAGAGCCAAAUGCUGCAACAUGCAUGACAUGAUUGGGUUUGUCGAAACCGGCCACGCCGCAAAUUUCUACUAUAGGAUCAUUCCGGAAACCGUUAAUUUUGGCCUCAACUAUGAGACGGUCGACUCUUGCGGACAGAUGGCCCGUUAUCUGUAG